Molecule: messenger RNA, 464 nt
Organism: Entamoeba invadens IP1
Lineage: Eukaryota; Evosea; Mastigamoebida; Endamoebidae
Exons: 1
Source: RefSeq, a predicted model, not a curated record
AUGAGUUUGUCACCACACAUAUCUCCAAGAAUUCAGUGCGACACCCCAAGGAGUAAUUACUUGACAGGAGAGUCCAAACACCUUUCUUCUGUAAUUCACAGACAACAGAAAGGGAAAAGACACUGUUCUGAGAGUGGUGUUGAUGGCUUGGACUUUUUUUGGAGUGGACUUUGUGAAACAACGAAUCCGAUAGACUUUUUGGGGAUUCGACAACUACUGGAGAGACAGAAGAAAGGGAUUUUUGACUCUUUUGGCGAUCAAGAGAACAUCUUGAGAGCGAAAGACUUUCGAACAGUGGUGUGGUGCUUGGACCCUGCACGACGAAAGUUGUUUAAAAAGUUAUGUGAUCAAGCCGUUGACUAUGAAGAGUGUUUUGAAGACGCCGUGCAAACGAUUUCAAUAAUAAGUUUUGGUGUGCAGUCAGAUAAGAAGUAUCCCGAUUUUGUUAAAAGCGUUAUAGAAGA